CAAACUACCAUAGAGGAUGUAGUCAUUGUCAAUGAGUACUAUUCCGUAAUAACAGAAUUUUGCCUGGUUUCAAAAAAACAUUAGUUGUGGCAGAUGUAGUCGGUAGAUUGUUGAAGAUUGGAAAAAACGUAUCCAACAAAAUCCUCCGGGGCUCUAACAAUUCUGUGCAUUCUUUAAUAGAGAAGACAAUAAUUAUAGAAAUCUUUGUUUUAUACAAUAUAAAUGGGAGAUGGGACAGGGUUCUUGAUUGCCCGAGUACGUGAAAUCAGGGCUGUGUGAGCAUAAUCGAAUCAAAGUUUCAACUACCCAUUUUAAAUGAUGUACCGAGUGUUUCGUGUUCAAGACGACCAGCAGUUACUGAAAGUCAAUUAAGGCCGCCAGCGAAGGUUUGAUGAGAUGUCUUCAACUAAAUAAUCAUCCUGGAAUUUAUUGCAGCUACAUCUACUCAACUAAUCCUACCCUCUUUUCCUGUGAGCAUUCAAAGCCAUAAAAAGCCAAUUUUUUUUGCUGUGUCCGUCGUUUUUCUUUGAUUCUUGGCAGUACCCAGUUUCCUGUUCUCUGAUUUUGAGGCUAAAAUGACAGAUUAUGUGGUGAAAGUUGAAGAUGGCAGACCUUCUGGUGAUGGAAAGCCGUCUGCAGGACCUGUGUAUAGGUGCAUUUAUGCUAAAGAUGCUCUCAUGGACUUUCCUGCUAGACUGGAGUCUCCUUGGGACUUCUUCAGUGAUUCUGUCAAGAAAAAUCCAAAAAACAACAUGCUUGGUCGGCGUGAGAUUGUUGACAAGAAAGCAGGUUCCUAUGUAUGGAUGACAUAUGAAGAAUCCUACAAUACCGCCAAAAGAGUUGGAUCUGCUAUCCGGAAAUGUGGUGUCAAUCCUGGCGAUAAGUGUGGCAUAUAUGGCUCUAAUUCUCCAGAAUGGAUAUUGGCAAUGGAGGCUUGCAACAGCCAAGCCAUUUCCUAUGUACCAUUAUAUGAUACUCUUGGUGCGAAUGCAGUGGAGUUCAUCAUAAACCAUGCCGAAUUGUCAAUAGCUUUCAUCCAAGAGAGCAAGAUGUCAGCUAUACUAACCUGCUUACCAACAUGUACUUCACAUCUGAAAACAAUCGUCAGCUUUGGAUAUAUUUCCAGUGAGAAGAAAAAGGAAGCUGAACAGCAUGGUGUAGCAUGCUAUUCAUGGGAAGAGUUCAGUCAAAUGGGAAGUUUGGAUGAUGAACUUCCACCAAAAAGUAAGAGUGAUGUCUGCACAAUAAUGUAUACCAGUGGAACAACAGGAGAACCAAAAGGUGUCAUUCUAAGUAACGAGGCAGUGAUGGCUGAAGUCUUAUCUGUGAAUCAACUGCUUUUGUUAACAGACAAAGCGGGUUCGCCGGAUGAUGUAUACUUUUCGUUCCUUCCAUUGGCUCAUAUAUUUGAUCAGAUAAUCGAGACAUUUUGCAUUCUUAGUGGCGCUUCAAUUGGAUUCUGGCAAGGCGAUAUAAGAUACUUAAUUGAGGAUCUUAUUGUAUUAAAGCCAACUAUAUUCUGUGGAGUUCCACGAGUUUAUGACCGCAUAUACACAGCCACAAUGGAUAAAAUAUUGGCUGGUGGAACAUUGAAGAACCUACUCUUUCAGUAUGCCUAUAACUACAAGUUGAAGAAUCUGGAAAAAGGACUAAGACAAGAAGCAGCAGCUCCUUUAUUUGACAAGCUAGUGUUUGACAAGAUUAAACAGGCAUUUGGUGGGCGGGUACGGCUUAUGCUCUCUGGAGCUGCUCCGUUGCCCAAACAUGUAGAGGAGUUUUUGAGGGUGACAUGUUGUUGUGUCUUAUCACAAGGAUAUGGCCUUACAGAGAGUUGCGGAGGAUGCUUGACAUCCAUAGCCAAUGUGUUCCCAAUGACAGGGACAGUUGGUGUCCCAAUGACUACAAUUGAGGCAAGGCUUGAGUCAGUGCCUGAGAUGGGAUAUGAUGCACUAGCUAGCAUUCCACGUGGAGAGAUUUGUUUGCGUGGAAAGACAUUGUUUUCAGGAUAUUAUAAGAGGGAAGAUCUCACCAAAGAUGUUCUUGUAGAUGGAUGGUUUCAUACUGGUGAUAUUGGGGAAUGGCAGCCUAAUGGAGCAAUGAAAAUCAUUGAUAGGAAAAAGAAUAUAUUUAAGUUGUCUCAAGGAGAAUAUGUUGCUGUAGAAAGCCUGGAAAGCACUUACUCUAGAUGCCCUCUUGUGGCAGCAAUUUGGGUUUAUGGGAACAGUUUUGAAUCUUUCUUGGUGGCCGUGGCAAUUCCAGAGAGAAAGGCACUUGAAGAUUGGGCUCAUAUUAACAAGGAAACUGGAGACUUUGUAGAACUGUGUAAGAAUCCGAGGGCAAAAAAGUAUGUUUUGGAUGAGUUGAACAGUACUGCUAAGCAACACAAACUACGCGGCUUUGAAAUGUUAAGGGCCGUUCACCUCGAGCCAGUUCCUUUUGACAUUGAGAGGGAUCUUGUUACCCCCACCUUCAAGCUGAAAAGACCACAACUACUUAACUAUUACAAGGAUUGCGUUGAUCAAAUGUAUAAAGAAGCAAAGGGCAUGGCAUCAUAGCAACUGUGAAGUCUUAAUUCCAGGCAAGAAGAUAUGCAUGAACUAUGAGCAUUAUUCAGUUACAGAGUUGCCCCUCCCAUGUCUCUGGAAGAACUUCUGUGCCAGUAAUUAUUUUACUGUUCCAGGAACCUUUCUUGGAGAUGAAAGAAGAAUGAAAUACAAUUGUGACAUAUGUAUUAUUUGUUCAAAAGCACAGAGAAAGGAACUCGUAUAAUAUAUGGAGUAUCUUCAAUCAGUAAAUACAAUGUUUCUGAUCUUUGUAUCAGAGAACUAAUGAUAAAAUAUCAUUUUCAUCAUUUUCAUUUACCCCAGUGCCGCAAAGGCUCCCACCUACGGUGGGGUAAGGAGGGGGUCGGAUGUACGCAAUCUUACCCCUGUACUCAUUUGAAAAGAUAUGAAGUAAUGGAAAAG
Molecule: messenger RNA, 2966 nt
Organism: Cuscuta europaea
Lineage: Eukaryota; Viridiplantae; Streptophyta; Magnoliopsida; Solanales; Convolvulaceae
Source: the annotation of a GenBank genome assembly